This is a messenger RNA of Lolium perenne, 888 nucleotides long. Its product is annotated as HVA22-like protein e. The record is from RefSeq and is a predicted model, not a curated record. Lineage: Eukaryota; Viridiplantae; Streptophyta; Magnoliopsida; Poales; Poaceae.
CACCUUCCUCUUGGCUGGAAGAAAACAUCCAAAUCCAAACAAGCAUUAGUUGGUUCAGUGAUUUCUCCACCACUUCCGCUCGAGACACCGGGAAGAAGAGGACUUGUCGAAGAUGAGCAAGCUCUGGACUGUGCUGACGCAUCUCCACACUCUCGCAGGGCCUGGCGUGAUGCUCUUGUACCCCUUGUAUGCGUCGGUGCAGGCUAUGGAGAGCCCGUCGAAGCUGGACGACGAGCAGUGGCUCGCCUACUGGAUCCUCUACUCCUUCGUUACCCUCGUGGAGAUGGUCCUCGAGUCCCUCAUCUACUGGAUACCGAUCUGGUACGAGCUGAAGCUGCUGUUCCUGGCGUGGCUGGCGCUGCCCAACUUCAGGGGAGCAGCCUUCAUCUACGACAGGUUCGUCAGGGAUCAGCUCAGGAAGCACGGGCUCACAAACCACCCCGGCAGCGGCAGCGGCAGCAGUACGAGCGUGAGCAAGAAGGAGAACGGCGCCAAGGAGAAGUCGCCCUCGACGUCUCCCAAGGAGAAGGAGAACGCCAAGAGCAAGUUCCUCUCCUUCGUCGGGUCCAAGAAGGAUCAUGAAAAGCACUGAGGGUCCAAGAAGGAUCAUGAAAAGCACUGAGAGAUUCAUAGGUCCAUGUAGCUGUCUUGUGGUUGUGGUGUCCAUUUUUUUCUUUUUCUUUACUUCCAUUUCUGCAGCUGGAGACCUGGAGUAGUAGUUUACAUGCGUGGCCAUGGUCAACAUCUAUGUGUGAAGUGUGAACAAACACCAUUGGAGUGGGAGCGUAGAGGCUCGUCCCUGUGGACUAGUGGUUUGGGUUGAUCUUAGCGUGUAAAUGCAUUAUCAGAUUCUCUGAUAAAUGAGGAUUCAGAAGGACCUGACAAUAA